Messenger RNA from Colletotrichum destructivum, 1496 nucleotides. RefSeq names its product Putative CRA domain-containing protein. Lineage: Eukaryota; Fungi; Ascomycota; Sordariomycetes; Glomerellales; Glomerellaceae. The record is from RefSeq and is a predicted model, not a curated record. The transcript has 4 exons. Gene Ontology annotation, cellular component: nucleus; cytoplasm. Gene Ontology annotation, molecular function: protein binding. Gene Ontology annotation, biological process: proteasome-mediated ubiquitin-dependent protein catabolic process. Bases 172 to 993 code for a protein of 273 amino acids.
CUUUGUUCUGACGUUUUCUUCUUCUUCCACAUCCAAUCCCAUUUCUUCCUCGGUUUUCUUUCAACCCUUUCGCACAACAAACAACCGGGAGCUCGAACGGCCACCCAAAUGUGACGGCCGCCCAGAGUCUGACCCUGCCCUGCUUUCCCUGCUUUGCGCACCUUCCAUCGCAUGUCAGGACUGCCGGACAUAAACGACCCAACAGCGAUAGCGGUUUGGAACAGAGCUGCUGCUCGUCUCGUGCGGGAGACCUUGGAGAGAAUCAUGACUUCGUCUGUGUCGACCGCUACUCCCAUGAAGCAUGCUUUCGAGAGGCGUGUUCAGGACGUGAAGUCGCCCAAAAGCGACAUCAACGCCCUGAUCCUCGACUAUUUAACCAUGGAAGGCUAUCCUAAUGCUGCCGCAAAAUUCAGCAAGGAAGCCAACCUGCAACCCCACCAAAUCGACGAGACGAUCAAGGUCCGUCAGCAGAUCCAGAAGUCGAUCCAUACCGGAAGCAUUCAGUCUGCUAUUGAGGCGCUGAAUGACUUUGACUCGGAGAUUUUGGAUCGCGAUCCUACCUUGCAUUUCGCUCUUUUGCGGCUGCAGCUCGUCGAGUUAAUCCGCUCUUGCACGAAGAUGCCCGGUGGUGAUAUCACUCCCGCUUUGACGUUCGCCACGAAUCAUCUUGGCCCUCGAGCGCCGACAGAUUCGCGUUUUCUCAAAGACCUCGAAGAGACGAUGGCGUUGUUGAUUUUCCCUCACAACGACCUCGAACCUCAAUUGGCAGCCAUCUUGCACCCAGACCUGAGACGGGAUGUGGCAGAUGAUGUCAACAAGGCCAUUUUGCAGCGGCAAUCUGAACGCAGGGAAGCUGCGAUUCGACAGUUAGUCAAGAUGCGGGCUUGGGCUGAGUCGACUGCGAGAGCAGAGAAGAAGGCCCUCCCGGACCGCAUUGGAUUGGGCUUAAAUGGAGACGAGAGUGAUGGACACGACCAGAUGCAGCUCUCCUAGGACGACGAUAGUGAGCAUGGCAGUAGCGACAAGGAAAACAUGGGACCGCCGCUCGACGGCCCAUUGCCUGAUGGCUCGGUGCACAUCAGAACCAUCAGAUUGAGCCGAGUGUUGCUACCCACGACUCGCCCGGGUAAUCAUAUUGGAUCACGAAGGCUGAUAGCCACCCACGGGAUUCGAGACUGAAGCGAAUGAGGCAUCCAUUAACAAUCUCGAGCCAACGUGUUGGUGGCAAGUAGGUCACAGUACAGUGAGCCUGUAAUGGGAUCAUGAACUUGAUAACGAGAACUGGAGGAUUUAUAAUUAGCGCAGGGCGUUUCAGAGCAAGGUUUGAUUUAGGAUUGGGAAUACGGGCAACAGUAUGGAUGGGAUUCCACGGGGGAGGCGUUGGUCAUUCGGUCACGACUGAAUGAGAACAUGGUACACAUAAAUCUUAGAAUGAGCAUGCAACAUCGGGACAACAGAAUACCGAUACAUGAAUAGAAGUGCUACCAAGGACUAUU